Crotalus tigris (Tiger rattlesnake) is the source of this 4845-nucleotide messenger RNA. It is a transcript of the gene PRDM6, whose product is annotated as PR/SET domain 6. The transcript has 9 exons. The record is from RefSeq and is a predicted model, not a curated record. Bases 290 to 2083 code for a protein of 597 amino acids. Gene Ontology annotation, molecular function: histone methyltransferase activity; protein binding. Gene Ontology annotation, cellular component: nucleus. Lineage: Eukaryota; Metazoa; Chordata; Lepidosauria; Squamata; Viperidae.
UGUCUCGCCCAAAGGCGGCCAGCGCGCGGAACGCUGCGGAGAGCCCAACAGCCUCCGCCGAGCAGUCACAGCCAGAGCGCGCCCGCCGGCCAGCGAAGAGGCCAACCGGUCUCCCUUCCGGACAGCCGGCCGCCCUCCGGCCUCGGCGGCUUCUCGCCUCCCUCCCGGCCCAGGUUGUCGGACAUCGAGCUCCUUCGUCCUUUCGCCUCGUUUGGAUCCGCUGGGACCCCGAAGAGUUCUCCUCCUUCUCGCCUCCUCCUCCCCCUCCGCGCAGCUCAGGCUCGCAGAGAUGCUGAAGCCCGGCGAUCCCGGCGGAUCAGCUUUCCUCAAGGUGGACCCGGCUUACCUCCAACACUGGCAGCAGCUUUUCCCGCCCAGCAGCCAACUGAAAGGCGGCGUGGGGCUGCUGGGCCAUCCCCUCCAGCCGCCCGAAAGAGCCGUCGACCCGACCUGUGACAACCUCCGGCAGCUCCCGGCCUCUCUCGCUUCGUCCACCUCUUCAUCCUCUUCGUCGUCGUCCUCCUCCUCCUCCUCCUCUUCUUCCACUCCUUCGUCCGCCCCGUCUUCGUGCGUCGCCGCCGCCGCCUCCCUGGCCAGCUUGACUUCGCUGCCGAUGGCGCAGAUCCCUGUCUUCGGGCCGAUCCAAAGCUCCGAUCCAGCGACGGGAGCCCCGGUCUCGCUCUUGCAGACCAAGGACUUGGGAGGGGGCGGCGGCAGCCUGGCCAAGUGCAGCGAGAGGGGGGCGUCCAGGUUUCGCUGCACCGCCGAAGAACUGGACUAUUACCUCUACGGGCAGCAGCGCAUGGAGAUCAUUCCCCUCAACCAGCACACCGGGGACCCCAACAAUCGGUGUGACAUGUGUGCCGAUAACCGAAAUGGAGAAUGUCCCAUGCAUGGACCUCUGCACUCCUUGCGCCGCCUGGUGGGAACUAGUAGUGCGGCGGCUGCAGCUCCUCCCCCUGAGAUUCCAGAGUGGCUUCGGGAUCUGCCACGAGAAGUAUGUCUGUGCACCAGCACUGUUCCUGGCUUGGCCUAUGGCAUCUGUGCAGCCCAGAGGAUUCAACAGGGCACUUGGAUUGGGCCUUUCCAGGGCGUUCUCCUUCUGCCAGAAAAGGUACAAACAGGAGGAGCCAGAAAUACUCAGCACCUCUGGGAAAUAUAUGAUCAAGAUGGGACACUACAGCACUUUAUUGAUGGUGGGGAACCCAGUAAGUCAAGCUGGAUGAGAUAUAUUCGAUGUGCACGGCACUGUGGGGAACAAAAUUUAACUGUAGUCCAAUACAGAUCAAAUAUAUUCUACCGAGCUUGCAUGGAUAUUCCCAGAGGCACUGAGUUGUUGGUGUGGUAUAAUGACAGCUACACAUCUUUCUUUGGAAUCCCUUUGCAGUGCAUUGCACAGGAUGAGAACUUGAAUGUUCCUUCAACUGUAAUGGAAGCCAUGUCAAGACAAGAUACUCUCCAGCCAUUUAGCAAAAGUAGCAAACCGCCCUCUGCCCCUCCACAGCGAUCCAUAGUCUUUCCACAGACUCCAUGUAACAGGAAUUUCUCUCUUCUGGAUAAAUCGGGUUCUCUCGAAUCAGGAUUUAACCAGAUCAGUGUAAAAAACCAACGAGUCCUCGCAAGUCCAACAUCAACAAGUCAAUUAAAUUCUGAGUUUAGUGACUGGCAUCUUUGGAAAUGUGGGCAGUGCUUUAAGACUUUCACCCAGCGGAUCCUCUUGCAAAUGCAUGUUUGUACACAGAACCCUGACAGAAAUUCCCAACAAUCCCAUUUGGGGGGCUCCAGAAAGGGGCCCUAUCAGUGUGGACACUGCUCCCAAUCCUUCUCCCAACCUUCAGAGCUCCGGAACCACGUAGUCACUCACUCCAGUGACAGACCUUUCAAGUGUGGCUAUUGCGGUCGUGCCUUUGCUGGUGCUACUACACUCAACAAUCAUAUCCGGACACAUACAGGGGAGAAACCCUUUAAGUGCGAGAGGUGCGAGAGGAGCUUCACCCAAGCCACCCAGCUGAGUCGACACCAGAGGAUGCCCAAUGAGUGCAAGCCAAUAACAGAGAGCACAGAAUCAAUUGAAGUGGAUUAACUGAUUGACUGGUUGGAAUUAAACUGCAAGGAAAGUCAUGAUUAAAUGUCACGGACACUUAAGCAAAACCAAAGAUUUCCUCUGAGCAACUUUCAAUCAGUCUCAGAAAACCAAGAGCAGUAAUAAAAUAAGUAAGAUGUUAAGAGAUAUUGAUCCUGGCAUGGAAGCGAAACCAGGGAAGAGAUUAUUUAUUUAUGACUAAGAAUGAGACGGAUUUCAAUGGACAAGAAAUCCAAGCCUUGUAGGAUUUCCAGCCCCUUCCUCAUCAUGUAUUGCUUUAUUUCUAAAAGCUUUUAUAAUUGCUAUUUAAUACCAAAGCAACAAAUGUCAAGGGCUUUUCUGCCCAUAACUAUGAACGGCAAAUGCACAGGGAGUUGUUUAUUGUUGCACCUUUUUCUUCAGCACGACUCAAUGGACCCAAAUAUGUGUUCUUGAUAAGGUUCGGUUGGAUUGCCAUUCUUUUGACUUGACAGUAAUUUAAAAGGACUAAAUGACAAGAGAGAGAAGGUGAUCCAGGACCAUCAUUGCCCUCUGACUAAGGCACAUUUCAUUUCCAUGGGUUCAAAAUUCACAUUUUGUGCACUUUUUUUGUAUAAAUGUUUUCAUUAGCCAGUAUUGCAUUGGCCAAGGAGAUCCCAGAAAUGUUAAAUAAAUCUGUAGAUAUAUAUGUUGUAAAAUAUCCAUAAGGAAAGCAUUUGAAAUAUGUAGAGUUUUUGAAAACUGUUCUCUUUAAUGAAUGAGACAUAUUAUUCAUAACUGAUGAAUAAUUUCAAGUGAAAUAGUGACACUCUCUUAUCUAAAGUUAUCAUGCUUGAAAUCAUAAACAUUAAAAGUGGUAUAGCAAGAGGCAUUCUUUACUUUAAUUACAAAGAAGAAAAAUCAAUACAAUUUGUCCAUGUUUAAAAUUUUUACGAUCAUCCACACAAGGCAAAAAUAGGUUCAUGCUGUAUAGCUACGACACAGGAUAAAUUCGGUUCCAAUUUUCUAUUAUACAACAUAGAAAAAUACAGGCAGUUUAGAUGUCAGUUACUACAUGGACACAGAAGUAAAGUCAUUCCUGAACCCACACAUUUGAUAUGAUUGUAAUAUCUCCUGACGUACAAAAGGCUUAAGACUUAUCUGCCUUUAUUCCUCUCUAUGUGCAUAUUCUCAAGUCCUUUCCCCAUUUCUUGCAAUGGUGAGCAUAAUCUCUGAGCAUAAAAUGGUGGAGUAAGGAUAAACAGUCAAUAUGUAUAUUUACAUGAAAGAAAGUCCUACCAUAUUAAGUGGUUAUGUGGGGCAAAUGUGCAUUAGAUCAUCAAUUUUAAUUUUAUGUUGAAGCAUUUUAUAUUUUUUAAUCUCAAUUGACCAUGCUGGCGGGACUUUAUACUAAAUUAAAUUCACAGUUAUUCCCAUCACUUCAGAGUAAUAUUUAUUCCUUGAAGGUCCUUUGGGCCAUUUCCAAUUUUUAAGUCCUUUAAAAUUGAAACACAUGAAAAUAGUUGUGUUGUGUGAGAUAGGUGGCAAUAUAAAUGUGAUAAUUAAUUAAUUGUGAAACGUACUACAAAUGAAUAAGUUGAAUGCUGUAGCAAAUGUAGCAAAAGACUAAUCUAACAAUAGGUAAGGUGACCUUCCUACUCUGCUCCCGAUUGGCCCUAUUUCCUUCUUUUGUUUCUGUGGUUUAGGGGUUAGCCCAAUGUUAAAGAUUAAAUUUGCAAUAUUGAAUUAAAAACUUAGUAACAAAAACAAAACAAAAGAUUUAUAAGGUACAUCUUUGGUAUUGAUGAUAUAGUUGCACAGAUAUUUAAUCAAAUCAACAAAUUAAUGAAAUCAAAUACAAGAUGUAUUGUUGGUGUGUGGAUAAAAAAGUCCUUUAUUCUCGUUCUCAGGAUGGCCUGUGCUAUAAAAGAUUAUCAUCAUCAUCUGGUUAUUGAUUCCUUUGUACAAGCCAAUUCUACCAAUUUUGAAAGUCAUCACUGGCAUGGUCCCAGACUCAGUUGUAUUUAUCAGGCAUAAUCUGUAAAUGCCAUUUUUGCCUUUAGAACCUUACCUCAUUACCUCAUGACUGAAACAUCACUAUAUAAUUCAUAAACCUCUUGAGUUAAUGUAUUGGCUCAUUUAGAAAAGUAACCAGGCACCUCUGCCUCAUUAAACAUGUAAUAUUAAAGAGUUGAAAUUUGUGUAUUUCAUACCUUUUUAAUCACAUUUUUCUAUUACAAGAGUAGCAGACAAAAUAUAUAAAUAUGAAUAAACAUUAUAAAAUUGAAACAACAAAGUAACAAUAAUAAAGGAUCUAGAAGAAACUCUUGCUGGCCCGCAUAUAUCUAGGAAAUGGUUGUUAGCUUCAUUUAUCAACUUUAAUGGUCUUAAGGAUAUGGCACUGUUGAUACCCAAGAACAUCAAUGGAUUUUCUGUUCUGCAAGGUGAGCUGCAAAUUUCCCAGUAGUAGUACUGCAUGCUAGGGUAUUUAGCAGUGCUUUUUAAACAAUGAGAGGCCUGAGGGAUUGAUCAUGAAUUUCCUUAAUGCACUAGAGAAUUUUUGCUUCUUAUUUUGUACUUUACUGCCAACUGAAUAAGUUUAUUCCAAAUCAACUGAUGUGUUUAUUUUGUGGAAAUGCAUAAAGAUUAGAAGUAUCAAGACAUCUCUCUAAGUGCUUUUUAGAAUCUGCAAAUUUUUUAGAUCAACAAGACUUUUCUGAACUUUAAAUACUUGGAUUUAGCUAAAUUCCAUAACCAAAAAAUCAGUGUUGAACUUCCCUUUAAAAAGUGUCUAUCUUUAACAU